AUGAACAUGGGAGCCAAGAUCGAAUCCCCGGUUCCUGCAGACCCGAGCGGAGAUCGCGAUUCUGCUGAUAUCACGGAGCAUGAGCAAAUGGACGUAAAGCCCAAGACAAAUGGUGAUAGCAAGACGGACCGCAAAGCUGCCAAUGCCAAGGACCCCUCGCGACCGCGGCGGAAGAAGGCCCGACGAGCCUGCUUUGCGUGUCAGCGAGCUCACUUGACCUGCGGCGAUGAACGACCGUGUCAGCGUUGUAUCAAGCGCGGCCUUCAAGAUGCGUGCCAUGAUGGCGUUCGCAAGAAGGCGAAGUAUCUCCACGACGCGCCAGACGGAGCAUUGAUGCCAGCUGUGAGCGGUAACAACAACAGCAACGGCAAUCUUUACAACAGCACGCUUCGCAAUAAUCUCCCCUUGUCGCGGAAUGGCUCCAGCUCCGUGAGGUCAAAUCAGCAGCACGCCCAUCAGCACAGUCAGCAGCACAGCCAACAACCUACCCCCACUAAUAACAACUUCUACCCUACGCCUCAGCCACAGCCAGGCCCAUACAAUGUAUAUCAAGAUCCACCUUUGAGCCAAAGCCCCUUCACAACGCAAUCGCCCGUUUCGCCUACCUUCAACAUGAAGAACAGUACCAAUGGCCGGAAUUCUAGUCUUUCUUCAAGUGUGAACCAACAGCCUACUCCAAACCCCACCCUUGCUGGAGAUGCAAGCCAGUCGCAAAAUCCGUUCGCAGGACCGUUCUUCGAUCCUAGUGAUCCGGCAUUGUUUAAUUUCGACUUAUCGAGCAUGAAUUUCGAGAACCGUUACGGCGCUCUGGAGUUUGGCAUGCUUGGGCACAUGGCCACCGGGGCUGGUGACUCUCCGACCGAUUCCGCAGGAAACCGCGGGUCGAUCGGCCGCAGCGGAUCUGCACAGUUCUCCACACCAGCUCCUGGAUUUGGUGAAAGCCCUGGAAACCAACCUUUCAUGUUCGGCGAUCCUCUACUAAAUGAAUGGUCGGCUGCACCGAGCUCCGGUCAGCACGUGAAUGUCGGCAGCGUAUAUGGCCAGAACGGCAUGCUUCCUGAGCACAUGAAGGCGAGCGCACCGCAUGCGUUUGCGAUCGAAAGUGGUCCGGCAAACUUCACAAGUCCUGGAUCUGCACCUAGCCCGAACAUCGCGACGACAGCAUUCGAAGAAAGUCCAUUCAGUGUCCCCGCCCCUUCCAAGUCCAAUAGCCUAGUGCCGAAUGGACAGCGCCAGGUGACAUCAGCGUCGAUCCUCAAGCAAUCUAACCUACAUGUGGGUCCGAAACGACGCCAUCGUAACCCAUCGUCAAUAUACGAGAGUGUGAAGGAGCCGUAUGCCUACACAAGUGGGUUCCAUAACCUGACUGCUUUCAUCCAACGUCGGUUCACGCCCCAGAAGACCGUGCGAAUCGCCAAGGCACUCGCAUCUAUCCGACCCUCAUUUAUUGCGACUACCAAAACACUCAAUCGCGAUGAUCUGAUUUUCAUGGAGAAAUGUUUCCAGCGAACUCUAUGGGAAUAUGAAGAUUUCAUCAAUGCUUGUGGUACACCCACCAUCGUUUGUCGUCGCACUGGCGAGAUCGCCGCCGUCGGCAAAGAGUUCAGCAUUCUUACCGGAUGGAAGAAAGACGUUCUUCUAGGAAAGGAAGCAAACUUAAACGUCAACACCGGCGGGUCAGGGGUACCCCAGUCUGGCACAACGUCGCGUGGCAGUUUCACCCCGCGGAGCUCAACAUUAGAAAGCUCCUCCGGUGGCCGUCCGCAACCCGUCUUCUUAGCCGAGCUUCUUGAUGACGACAGUGUCGUCGAGUUCUAUGAGGACUUUGCUCGUCUGGCAUUCGGCGAUUCCCGCGGUAGUGUCACGACGAAGUGCAAGCUCCUCAAAUACAAGACCAAAGAGGAUAUGGAGGGUGGAGCCGACGACGGCAAAUGGAACAGUCACCUACGGAAGGGUGGGAUUGCUGGCGAGGCUGGUAUGAACCAGCUUGGCUUCAAGGAUGGAAAGGUCGAAUGCGCGUACUGCUGGACAGUCAAACGUGAUGUUUUCGACAUUCCAAUGCUCAUUGUGAUGAAUUUCUUGCCAUGCAUUUGA
Messenger RNA from Penicillium olsonii, 2094 nucleotides. Lineage: Eukaryota; Fungi; Ascomycota; Eurotiomycetes; Eurotiales; Aspergillaceae. The record is from the annotation of a GenBank genome assembly.